CCGUUGCCCGCAACGUUCCGCAAAAGAGCCCCGUUUCUUUAAAAGAUCCGAUUUCUUUUAUAAUCUCACCACAACCGCAGCAACCCAUCAACGAAACUAAAAGGCUCUUCUUGAUCAUUACCCAUUUCUUGAAUCUCUGAAUUUCUCCUCUGAAUCUCAAAUUCGGCAGCAAUGGCGGCUCUGGCGGCGGGGGUUCUGCAGAAUCUUCUCGACGGGAUGAAAACAGGGGUCAAACCGACAGGCGAGCACCGGAGCUCUCUACUGCAAGUAACGGACAUCGUCCCGGUUGAUCUCGACGAGAAGAAUCUCUUGCCCAGACAUGGCUUCUUCAUCAAAGUCUCCGAUUCUUCUCACUCCAUUUACGUCACCCUCCCUUCCGACCAAGAUGACGUCGUCCUCAGCAACAAGAUGCAGCUGGGUCAGUUCAUCUACGUCGACAGGCUCGAGCCAGGUUCCCCUGUUCCCGUCGUCAAAGGUGCCAAGCCCAUCCCCGGUCGGCACCCCUUCCUCGGCACGCCGGAGCCGUUGAUGGGUCUGAGGGGAAAGGCCGAGAGAUCUGGUCAGGAGCCUGGAUCAAGGCCCAGAAGAGGGUCUUGGGGCCAAAACGGCGACAGUUCGUCACCGCUAGUUCUGAAACCCGUGCCGUUGGAUUUCGACCAAUGUACGCCGGCGAAGAAAAGGCCAGCUUCGGCGAGAUUCACGGCGUCUCCAAUGUCGAGGGGAAGAUCUGGCGGCGGUGGCGGCGGAGUGAGGAGUUCCUUCGGAGGCGGGAUUUUGACGAAAAUGGCGGAUCUGAAAGGAGACAGUCCGGCGGCGCUGAGGAAGAGUUGCGUCGUUCCGACAGCUUCGAAAUUCCCGAGGAGCAGAAGUGUCUGCGAGACGAAGAUCUCCGUUUCUUCUGUUCUAAGUCCCAUCAAAUCCUCUGAAAAGAAAAACACAACACCGCCACCCAGUUUGCGCGGCAGAAGAGCCGCCAUUGCUGCAGCUUCCACGGAAGCGAAUGGAGAAGCACAGAGACAGGAAUCUCUGCACGAUAAGCUGGAAAGGUCGGAGAAGAAUUCCACCAGUCUGCCUUCAAAUCUGCCCGGAAGAUUGAGCAUACUGAGCAAGGAAGCCAUACAACAUCGAGAGGUGGCUCAGAAGCAAGCCCUCCAGGCACUGAGAGAGGCUACCGCCACUGAAACCAUUGUCCGCCAUCUCAAGGCACUCGCCAAUCUGAGCAAGUCAGCAGAAACCGAAGCCCCUGCGUUAUGCUUCGAGCAAUUCUUGGAAUUGCACAACCAGAUAGCUCAAGCGGUGAGCGAGCUGUUGGCUACUGGAAACAAAAACUCUAAUUCUGAAAACAAUAGGCAAAGGGAAGAAGAGGGGUCGUAUUCAAUCCUACACGAGAUCACUCACAACUCAGUCGAUCAGGAGAAAAGAUCUGAACUUGCAUCAUCGAAAAGGCGGGCUGCUCUGAAGCAGCAGAGUUCAGGGAAGGUGUUGAAAUCAAACGACGAGAACAAGAACCCAGCUUCUGGUGGUGGGUUAAGUAACACGAUAAAAUUGGCAAAGGAGAUCGAGAACGAAGCUGCAAACUGGUUCAUGGAGUUCAUUGAAAAGGCUCUUGAGAAGGGAAUGAAGAAAUCUAAAGGAACUGCAGGAGCAGAUACAACGAAGGUUUCACAAGCUCUGAUUCUGAAAGUUAUCAACUGGGUGGAGGUAGAAGAGUCUGAUGGCACCAGACGUCCUAUCCAUCCAAGAGCAUUGCAAAUCGCUAGAAAGCUCAGAAUCAAAUUGAGAAAUCCUUAAAAUCUGAUAUGAGAUAGAAGCAGUUCACGUGGCUUCUGCUCCUACGACAUAGAAGUUUGGUUCUUUCCCUGUCCUAUUCAUAUAUUCCACUCCUACACACGAUUCACUGUAAAAUGUAUCAGACAAGGUUUAGUGAAAUGGCAAUUCAAAGAAUAAUGAAGUCGAGUUUUA
Molecule: messenger RNA, 1962 nt
Organism: Tarenaya hassleriana
Lineage: Eukaryota; Viridiplantae; Streptophyta; Magnoliopsida; Brassicales; Cleomaceae
Exons: 4
Coding region: 172-1791 (539 amino acids)
Source: RefSeq, a predicted model, not a curated record